This is a messenger RNA of Mya arenaria, 2842 nucleotides long. RefSeq names its product rho-related protein racC-like. Gene Ontology annotation, molecular function: GTP binding; GTPase activity. Lineage: Eukaryota; Metazoa; Mollusca; Bivalvia; Myida; Myidae. Bases 953 to 1630 code for a protein of 225 amino acids. The record is from RefSeq and is a predicted model, not a curated record. Gene Ontology annotation, biological process: small GTPase-mediated signal transduction. The transcript is spliced from 3 exons.
AUACCACUAGCCAAUAAGUAUGUAAAGUCAUGAACGGUGAUUUUGUUAUCAGUGUCCCAUCUUAUGAAGUCAUCAGCUUGUACAUCCGGGCACUUCACAGGCACGGAAGUUCACCAACAUUUGUAACUGCUGGAUAAGUACCAUAAUUUAUAGCUACAAAAUAAUACCGCAAAAUGGAGGAUAUUAUGAUAAUUUUAUAUAUUUAUAUAUGACGUUUAAGGGAAUAAAGAGAGGGGAAUACUUGUGUCGUGUACUUUUCUUGGAAUAUUUUGAAAUUGUGUAAAAUAUGUGAUUGGUGGAGUUUUUGAAGUUAUUUUAGAAUAAAGUAUUGUUUAUAUACAUGUACGAUUUUAAGGAAAAGGAAACUCAAUAGGCAAACCAAAAUGCAGCAAUUAUGAAACAACGCGCUUGUGAUAUUAAAGUACAGUAAAAUUAAACUUAAGGCUUGUUAAAGUAACACAGAUUCGAAAGUAAAGGAUUACAGCAAAUUAACAGUUGAAAAUAAAGGACAUAUUUCUUGCAAAAAGUGGAGCAAAUCACAAAAGGAAAGCAAUGACAUUUCUAGGAAAGGACUACAGCUUAUUACUAACAGAAAACAAGGACUUUUGAAUUGAAAAACCGUUGUAAAUACAUGUAGUACAUUUCUAGCAAAAUACUGCAGCAAAUAACAAAAUAAAAAACUUCUUCAGUAGGGGACUGCAGCAAAUUUCAAGCAAAGGACGGUAGUAGAUUAAUAAUCAAGAAAAUGACAUAAUAAAGUCCAUGUAAAGGAUUACAGCCGAUUACAAGUAGAAAAACAGAGAAUUAUCAAACCAAGGACUGCAUCAAACUACAUCAAACUACAAGUUGAAAAUAAAGGAAUUCUCCACCUUCAGAAAAGGGUAAAGCUACUGCCCAAAAGUAGAAAUAAAGACUUUUUUAAAAGCAGGUUUACAGUAAAACAAACUUAGCAAUGAACAAUCCCUCGGGAGAUACGGCGCAACCAGUGGACCGAUCCUUGAAGGUGACGGUGGUGGGCGACAGCGGAACCGGUAAGACGUGCCUCCUCAAGGCGUUCGCCAACAACAAGUUUCCGGAAGAGGAAACAAACUGUCAGAGCCUGUUUGAGAAUUCCAAGGGGACCAUCAGAGUUGGAAGCGGGGGAACAUUUGAGGUUCCAGUGGCGUUCACUGUCGGAAACGAGCGUAUAGAGUUUGGACUUACAGAUACCAUCGGAACGGAGAAUUACCGCUCACUUCGCGAAGUGUUUGCAGCGAACACGAACAUUUUUCUGGUAUGCUUUAGUGUGACGGAUCCUGUAACAAUGGAAAAUGUCAAAACUAAUUGGUUGACUGAGAUUAAAGCUCUUACUCCCGGGGCACCAUUUAUUCUUGUGGGAACAAAGACUGAUCUCCGACAGAGUACAGAGGUUUUAGAACGUUUGAAGUCUCAGGGAGCGGACCCAGUGUCCAUGCUAAAGGGGAUAAAGAUUGCAAAGCGCAUUGGCGCUUUGGAAUAUGUUGAGUGCUCCGCCGUUGAUAUGAUUGGAGUCAAGGAAGUGUUUACUGCCGUUGCUAUGGUAACGAAUCCAAACAGUGAAAAAAGCGGUGGAAAACGAAAACCUGAAAACGGCCCAUGUGUAUUGUCAUGAUAUGUAACAGCAAUUUUGGGUGAUUGUGUGUAAAUAUUUAACAUAUGCUAUUUAAAGUGCUUUUAAAAAAAAAACACGUAUGUAUCAGUUACACGCAUGAUUUCAAUUAUUUUUCAUUUUAAUAUAUUUUUAUCAAGGCAAUAGAUUACUCAGUCAGUUUGAUUUUAAUAAGGAUGUUCGCUUUCCAGUUUCCACAAUUUCUACAUAAGGCCAAAAAAAAAAUUGUUUGUUUAGGGUAACCUUCCCAAAAUUUCUAGAUAGGGUAGGUAGGGAUUUUUUUUUUUUCAAAAUUUGUCGUAAGUUCAGAGUGUUUUCUUGCACAUGGCAGUCUUUCCUACAUUACUGUCAUUGCCUGACUUUGUUUAAUCAUAUUAACAAUAAUUCUGAUUAAAAUGUGCAUUUAUCCGCUCUUCGUAACUCUCUAUUCACUAACGAAUAUUUUUUGGUUCAGAAACGGAAAAAAAUAGUUAGGAUCGGCGCAUUUUUAUAGGUAGGGUCGGGUUACCCGAAACGGACAUUUUUUUAGGCCUAAGCGAAAAGGCAAUUUAAACACGUUAUUUGCUGGCAAAAAACGAGUUGUUUUUGUUAAUGAUAGCAUGCAAGCCAUUACACAAUUCCGUAGCACAAAACUUAUUUUUUUAAUGUAACGAUGUAUCUUCCGCCUUGUUGUAAACUUGUGUUGCUACUUCAAAGCUAAUAUUUGAGCACAUUCAAGUUGAACAGUGACAUUUACCGGAAAACGACUCUUAAAGGACCUCGUGCUGUGUAGAUACAGUUUUCGUGAAGUUGUAAAUCCUUACAUGGAAUACUUUUGAAUUGAUUUACUUAUCACGUGAAUGAAUAAUACAUGUAUGUAAACAUCGUAUGGAUGAAUGGACGUAUAUUUUUUAUUAAGCAGAGAGUUAUUUUGGAUGCAGAAACAAAUACUGUCGAACCCCGUUGUCUCGAGCUCCCAGGAACCGGCGAAAAUACCUCGAGCCUCUCAAAACUUCGAGCCAAGCAGGAAUGUUUAUCUUCAGUAUUAAGAAAUCUGUUCUUUAGAUCGAUUUCGAGCCAGAGAAUAUUUCUAGCCUAGCGAGUUCUAGCUAAUGGGGUUCGACCGUAUAGUUAAAAGAUCUGUCACAGAAACGUGUCAAUGCCCUCAAUUGGGCCUUGUCGAGAAGAUGUCUUGAAUAAACAACAUGAAAUUUAAAUAAAAUGUUUGAAAAAAUA